Epithele typhae is the source of this 1692-nucleotide messenger RNA. Its product is annotated as cytochrome P450. Gene Ontology annotation, molecular function: heme binding; monooxygenase activity; iron ion binding. The record is from RefSeq and is a predicted model, not a curated record. The coding region runs from base 1 to 1692 and encodes 563 amino acids. NCBI's taxonomy places the organism in Eukaryota, Fungi, Basidiomycota, Agaricomycetes, Polyporales, Epitheliaceae. The transcript is spliced from 11 exons.
AUGUGGAUCGACGGCCUUGCCCUUUUGUGGGGCAGCGUCUUCGAUGUGCGGUCGAUCUUAUACCUUUUCGCCGUCAUCGUGAUUGCCCUCGUCGGGGCACUCGUCUUCACCUUCGGUCCUAUGCUGUUGUCCCAGUACACGUCCAAAUUGAACAACCUGCCCGGACCCAAAAGCACGAGCUGGAUCUACGGCCAGAUGAAGCGCAUCCAUGGCGAGAGCGAGGCAUCCGUCGUGCAAGAGACCUGGGUCAAGGAGUACGGCUCAGAAACCCUUAUGUAUAACGGACUUUUGAACAUCCCUCGUCUGUGGACCCUCGACUUGCGCGCGCUCAACCAUAUCCUUACUCACUCCAACGACUAUCCCAAGCCGGAGGUGGCAAGGCGUGCUCUCUCCAACCUGCUCAGCGACGGCCUCCUCAGCGCAGAAGGCGAGCUGCACAGACAACAGCGGCGGGUGAUGAACCCUGCCUUCGGUCCCGCGCAGAUCCGCGACUUCACAGAGACGUUCCUCGACAAGUCCAUCGAGCUUCGCGAUGCCUGGAUGGGCGAAGUCGAGAAGAACGGGUCCCCCGCGCGGAUCGACGCCCUGAGCUGGCUGAGCCGCGCGACGCUGGACAUCAUCGGCCUCGCGGGCUUCAACUACCACUUCCACUCGAUCAACCCGGAUGGCAAGCCCAACGAGCUCAACGAGGCGUUCAUCCACAUCUUCAGCCCGAAGACCAGCGUCAGCGUCAUCGCCGUGCUCCGCAUGUUCUUCCCGAUCUUCCGUUAUGUGCCCAAUAUUCAAGGCCGGCGCGUGGCGCGCGCGAAGGCGGUGAUGCGCCAGAUCGGAAUGGACUUGAUUGCGCAAAAGAAGGCGGAGAUCGCGGAGGAGAAGGGCGUGGUGACGAGCGAAAGGUCGGGCAGCAUGCGCGGGCGCGAUCUCCUCACGCUCCUCCUCAAGGCUAACAUGGCCACGGACAUCCCCGACCACCAGCGGAUGCCUGACGAGGACGUUCUCGCGCAAAUCCCCACGUUCUUCGUCGCCGGCCACGAAACGACGAGCACAGCGACUACGUGGUGCCUCUUCGCGCUCACGCAGGCACCAGGUGUCCAGACCAGGCUGCGCGAGGAGCUCCUGGCGGUGCCCACCGACAUGCCGACGAUGGAGGAGCUGAACGAGCUUCCGUAUCUGGACGCCGUCGUGCGCGAGACGCUGCGCCUCUACGCGCCCGUGCCGAACACCAUGCGCCAGGCGAGCAAAGACGACGUGAUUCCUGUCGCGGAGCCGUUCGUCGACCGGCACGGAGUCACGCAGGACAGCAUCCGGAUUUCCGCAGGCGACAUCGUGCUGAUUCCGAUUAUCGCGCUCAACCGGUCGAAGAAGCUCUGGGGCGAGGACGCUGCGGAGUUCAACCCGAACCGGUGGCUCGGCGAGGGGCUUCCCGACGCUGUCGGCCCCGUCCCCGGGGUGUGGGGCCACAUGCUGACUUUCCUUGGCGGCCCCAGAGCCUGCAUUGGAUAUCGUUUCACUCUCGUCGAGAUGAAGGCGCUCAUCUUCACGCUCGUGCGCCGCUUUGAAUUCGAGCUCGCCGUGCCUGUCGAGGACGUGGAGAAGAAACAGGGUGCCGCUGUGCAGCGUCCGCGCCUCCGCAGCGACCCAGAGGCGGGUGGGCAGCUCCCCUUGCUCGUCAAGCAGCACCACGCGCUGUGA